UGGCUUGAUGCCGAGAGUGUCCCAUGGUGGCUGCUGAAGGAUGACUGCUUGGUAGCUCGAUGAGGUCAGACUCAGGAUUGGAUCGCAGCAAGUUGGGUGCUUUGAGCAAGUUGGGUCCAAACCCCAACAGCGAUGAUGUGCGCAGCAUCCUGAAAUUGGUGGUCCAGGACUGGCGCCCGUGCCCACAACUGGCCACUGCUGUUUUAAGUGGCUUGGGCCGCCAGUCGCUGCCGACCACUUGCUUAGAAGUGCUGAAGGGCAUGGAAGCCUCUCAGGUGCAGACCGAUGUCAUCCACUACAACAGUGUACUUAGUGCCUGCCGUUCGAAGUGGCAAGCUGCCACUUAUCUCCUGCAAAGAGCAGCUCGAAACCACCUCCAGCUGCAGUCAUUGAGCUUUUGCCUCAGCUUUUCAGCUGCACGCGCUCAGCCAUCAGCGUGGCAGCUCUGCUUGUCAGCGUUGCAUGUCGACAUGCCGAGUUUGAAGGUUGAAGCGGACAUUCGGAGCUUUGGUGCAGCAAUUGGUGCAUGUGAGAGGGGUCGAUGGGUCGAAGCAGGCUACUUGCUGGAAGAGAUGGCGCAGGCACGUUUGCCUGGGGAUGUAAUGUCCUUUAGCUCGGGGAUCUCCGCUUGCGGUGAAGGUGCAGAAUGGGAAGCUGCCAUGCAAGUACUGCCAAAGAUGGAGCACCUGCAGAUUGUGCCAGACUGCGUUUGCAUAAACACCUUGAUUGGCACCUAUGCUGGCUGUGUCUGGCCAAAGGCUAUAGAAUCCUUGAGGUGGCUCACCUCCAAGAGGUGGAGCGAGGCAGUGAGCUUCAAUGCAGCCAUGAAAGUCGUAGGAUCCGCCUCCUUUUGGGAACUGGUUCUGGAGCUGAUGCGGCAGAUGACAAUCUCAGCCAUUAAUCCCACCUUGGUCAGCUUCAACACAGCCAUGGCCUAUGUUUCAUGGGAGGUCGCACUUUGCCUUCUGGAGGAUUUGAAGACGGCAGCAUUAAAGGCUGAUGAGAUCAGUCUGAGUCAGGUGCUGAGCUCCUUGAGCUCUGCUUCAGAGUGGCAGAAGGCACUGGAGCUUGUGGAGGUCAUUCCUAGCACAGUUGGCUACAACCAGGUCAUCAGAGCCUGUGGGCAGGUCAAGUGUUGGUACCUGGCACUGGAGCUCUUGCACCGAAUGCCGGGCCGAAGUGUCCGCCAGGAUCUUGUGAGCUUCAAUUUGGCUUUGACCAGUUGCCGCGAUCAUCCCCAGCACGCUGCCGCGCUCUUGAAGCAGCUGCCCUUCCCACCUGACGCGGUAACCUUCAGUGCUGCAAUUAUGGCGACAGUGGAUUGGCGGGAAGCCCUGUGCUUGCUUGAAGAGAUGUCGCAGCAAUCCUUGGAGAGUACAGCGCCCAGUCACAAUGCAGCUAUCCGAGCAUGUGAUCGAGCAGGCGAGUGGACGAAAGCGCUUGUGCUGUUGGAUGAGAUGGUCCUGGGCGACUUCAGCGACAUCAUCAGCUUCAACAGUGUCAUCAAUGCCUGUGAACAAGCCAGCGAAUGGCUGGUGGCACUGAGACUAUUGGAGACUAUUGAGGCCGAAGGCUCCAAGGUUUCCCCAGACGUGGUGACCAUCAGUGCGGCCAUCUCUGCCUGCGAAAAGGCUGGCAUCUGGAUGUGGGCCUUAGGGCUUUUGGAGAGAUCUGUAGAACCGGAUGUGAUCGCUUACAGUUCUGUCAUUGCGGCUUUUGAUCGGUCUUCGCUUUGGGUUGAAGCACUCCAAAUCUUAACAUCCAUGGAGGCAGGGCAGGUGCCGCCAAAUGACGUGAGUUUCAAUAGUGCCAUCAGCGCGUGUGCCAAAGGGGGUGAAUGGCAACGAGCUGUAUGGCUCCUGCAAGGUAUGGCAAGUCGACAGCUUCGUCGCAGUGUUAUUUCAUUCAGUGCUGCCAUUAGCGCUUGCGAAUGCAACCUCGAAUGGCAGCGUGGCAUUUUUUUGCUGCAGAUGAUGUUGGAAUCAGCCUGUGCGCCAGAUGUCAUUGCAUUGAACGCCAGUUUCCAAAAUUGCGAGAUGGCCAGGCAGUGGGAGAUGGCCUUGGCUCUUCUGCGUCAAGGACUCCAAUGGCAUUUGGAGCCAGAUGUGAUGUCGUGGACCAUGGUCCUUGGCGCUUGUGCAAAGACUCGGCGCUGGGAACUGACACUGUCUUUGCUGGUUUCGAUGCUGGGCCAGAGGCUAGAGCCUUCGAUCAUCAGCUUUAACACGGUUUUGAGCGCCAUGGAUCAGUGCCAAGUCCCUUGGAAGCUGUCCUUGCGGCUUGUGCACUUGAUGCUGGCGGGGCAAGUGGCCCCGGACUGCGCUGCAUAUAGCUUGCUCAUGAAGUCUUGCGAACUCUCUGAAUGUCCCUCUGCUCUCGACCUGCCCUUUCUCCACAGGUAGCCACUUUGCACAGUUUCAGCAAAUGCUGUCCUUUUUGACGUGCUUGGCAUUUGACGCGGCCGUUGGGCUGUCGGAGACAAAAGUGGGUGCACAGUCCCGCCCGGUCUGGCUGGGGCAGCGAAGAUGGUUGAUCCGGU
This is a messenger RNA of Durusdinium trenchii, 2539 nucleotides long. Lineage: Eukaryota; Dinophyceae; Suessiales; Symbiodiniaceae. The record is from the annotation of a GenBank genome assembly.